Messenger RNA from Arabis nemorensis, 324 nucleotides. NCBI's taxonomy places the organism in Eukaryota, Viridiplantae, Streptophyta, Magnoliopsida, Brassicales, Brassicaceae. The record is from the annotation of a GenBank genome assembly.
AUGGAAAAAGGGAAGGGACGAAAGGAAGAAGUCGUUACCAGAGACACAUUCAAGAAGAAGGCACCAAAUGCCAUUAAAGAGAUCAGGAAGUUUGCUUUGAAAGCAAUGGGAACAAAGGACGUUAGAGUCGAUGUUAAGCUCAACAAGCAGAUUUGGAGCAGAGGAAUCCGAGGUCCUCCUAGGAGAAUCAGAGUCCGUGUUGCCCGUAAGAGGAAUGAUGAUGAAGAUGCCAAGGAAGAGUUCUACUCCCUCGUCACUGUCGCUGAGAUUCCGGCUGAAGGAUUGUCUGGUUUGGGCACUAAGGUCAUCGAGGAAGACGAGUGA